This is a messenger RNA of Acanthosepion pharaonis, 1548 nucleotides long. NCBI's taxonomy places the organism in Eukaryota, Metazoa, Mollusca, Cephalopoda, Sepiida, Sepiidae. The record is from the annotation of a GenBank genome assembly.
AUGGAUCGCUGUGUCUCCUCGACCUUAACCUGCAACUUACUAAUAGUUGCUUCAAUAUUUAUUCUCAACGAUCACCUGGGGCCACAAUAUAGCUAUUUAUAUUAUAUCAAGGGUUGUUCCUUUCUUUCUUUCUUUCUUUCUUUCUUUCUUUCUUACCUGACGAUGACCUUUCUUUCUUUCUUUCUUUCUUUCUUUCUUUCUUUCUUUCUUUUUUUUAUAGUUUUCUUAUUUUUUCUCCUGUCUUUCUAUUAUAAAUACUUUUCUUUCUUUCUUUCUUUCUUUUUUUCUUUCUUUCUAGAGAUUGCGCCCUCUUUCUCUUUCGAUUUUCCUUCCUUCCUUCCUCUUUACUUGCAAUGUUUGCCUUUACUGUCAUCACCUCUUUCUAUUAUCAACCAGAAAAUUGAACUAUUUGUUGUGUUUUUCUUCUCACAAUUACUUCUUCUUCUUUCCUUCUUCUUCUUCUUCUUCUUCUUCUUCUUCUUCUACAUUUUGAGAAUUAUUCGCUUCUUCUUUCUUUCUUCUUCCUUAAUUCAUCUCUUCCGUCGCCGUCUUUAUUCUUUUUCUUCCUCUUGCCGUUUUAUUUUUAGUUUUAUUAAAUCUGUAUCAUAUUGCGUAUGUGUCUUCUUCUUCUUCUUCUUCUUCUUCUUCUUCUUCUUCUUCUUCUUCUUCUUCUUCUUCCUCUUCUUCUUCUUCUUCUUCUUCACUUUUUCCUUCUUUCUUUCUUUCUUUCUUUCUUUCUUUCUUUCUUUCUUCCUCUCCUUUUACUUUAGUUUUUCUUUUAUAUUUAUUUACUCUACACUUUAUUCCGUAGUUUUGUUGUUCUUUCUUUCUUUCUUUCUUUCUUUAUUUAUUUAUUUAUUUAUUUAUUUAUUUAUUUAUUUAUUUUUCUUCUUCUUCUUCAGUUUUUUUCUUUUAUAUUUAUUGAUUCUACACCUUCUUCCGUACAGUUUUUUCUGGCUUUCUUUUUUCUUCUUCUUCUUCUUCUUCUUUUUUUUUUUUUCUUCCCUUUUUUCUUCUUCUUCUUCUUCUUCUUCUUCUUCUUCUUCUUCUUCUUCUUCUUCUUCUUCUUUUAUAUUUAUUGAUUCUACACCUUAUUCCGUACAGUUUUUUCUGGCUUUUAUUUCUUCUUUUUCAUUUUUAUUCUCCUAUUUUCUUCUUCUUCUCCUCUCUCUUCUUCUUCUUCAGUUUUUUUCUUUUAUAUUUAUUGAUUCUACACCUUAUUCCGUACAAGCUUUCUCUCUUUCUUUCUUUCUUUCUUUCUUCUUUGUUAUUUUUUCACUCUUUUUCUUCUUCUUCUUUUUUCUUCUUCUUUCUGAUUUGUUGCACACCUUAUUGUGUUUUGUUGUUAUUGUUGCUGCUGCAACGCUUCUUCUUCUUCUUCUUCUUCUUCUUCUUCUUCUUCUUCUCUAUCCUAACUUUGCCUUUUCUUCUUUUUUCUUGAUUUCCCAUUUUCUUUUUUCUUCCUGGUUGAUUUUCUAUCUAUCUAUCUAUCUAUCUAUCUAUCUAUCUAUCUAUCUAUCUUCAUUUCUAGGUGACCCGCUGCAAUGA